AUGUUUUUCACUAAGCUUUUCGCUCUCGCUGUCGCUCUUUCUGUCGUGCCUUUGUCCGUUGUAAGCGCCCAGGGCACUGACGACUGUCCGGAGAUUCCAGAGACCGGGAUUACUAUCGGUGACCCGGUCCCGAUCCGGCCGGGGGAUAUUCCAGCUGGCUGUUCUGACUUCGAGAUUCUCGUUGCUCGAGGAACGAGUGAGCCCAACUUUGCUAGCGGCGGCGGCAAAUUCGGCAUCAUUGUCGGCGACCCAGUCGUCAGCAAUGUGACUGUCGCCCUGUCUGGUGCUAGAGGAUACCCUGUUCAAUAUCCGGCCAGCUCGCAAAUCAUCUCCGGCGUCCGUCAGGGUUCCAACGACGUUGUCAACCGUCUCAAGUCUCAGGCUGCUGCCUGUCCCAAUCAGACCUUCUCUCUGAUCGGGUACUCUCAGGGCGCGGCUGUGAUGCACGCCGCUGCAGCCGACAUCCCGGCCGAGCUAUACGGUCGGAUCAAAUCUCUGGUAAUGUUCGGGGAUGGAUAUUUGAAGCUCGCAGCCAGCCUAAGCAAAUUCCCUGCCGGAUUAGAUGACAAAGUGAAUCAGGUCUGUGCAGCUGGUGAUCCGGUUUGCGAUCCUGACGGCACCUGUACAUUCUUCCACCUGACUUACAUACGUCCUGAGUUCAUCGACCCUGCCGUCGAUUUCAUCGUCCAGAAGUUCACUCAGUAA
Colletotrichum orchidophilum is the source of this 705-nucleotide messenger RNA. RefSeq lists its product as uncharacterized. Lineage: Eukaryota; Fungi; Ascomycota; Sordariomycetes; Glomerellales; Glomerellaceae. The record is from RefSeq and is a predicted model, not a curated record. Gene Ontology annotation, molecular function: hydrolase activity. The coding region runs from base 1 to 705 and encodes 234 amino acids. The transcript is spliced from 4 exons.